AUGGCGAGGGCAGUACUGAUAGACCUGAAGAGUGAAGGAGCAGCCCCUUGGGAGACUUGGACCCCGGAAUCUGUGACCAGGAUCCUAGAAAAGGUUAGGAAGGCCAGCAACGGCCAGGAGGAUCCGCUGGUUUUCCUUCUGUGCUGCCAAAACCUCCCCAGCAAGAGGAACGGAGAAGACGCCCCCCUGCAUGCUGCAGCUCGAGGCCUCCAUUGCCCAGAGAGAGGCCUUGAGGUCGUGUGCGCACCCAGCACCGUCGCCGCCUUCUACGCCGUUAAACAAAAGCUGGACGAAAAAGACAUCGGCCGGGUUCAAGUGCUGUCCUUGCCACAGCGACGAGCCAUCGUGAGAGCAUUUGUUGAUCGGCUCUUCACGAGUGUUUAUCAGUUUGAGUUCGAGGACUUACAAGGGAACUCUGAAGCAAGAAGCCUCAAGCGAUCCACAGGAUCUCCGAGUGAACUUCUGCCUCCACUUACCGCCCAAGAACUGGGAAAGAUACAAAGGGAGAUCAAAAUUUACUUGGAAGGUCUUCCUAAUCUGAAAGGGGAACUUAGAAUUCUCAGAUCUGCGCUGAUUCCAGAUCAUAUCUUCCUGCAUGGCUUCACUACAAGAACAGGCGGCAUCUCAUACGUCCCAACUCUGAGCUCCUUCAAUCUCUUCAGUAGCGCCAAGAGGCGUGACCCACCGGUUGUGGUUCAGGAGAACUUGCGGAGGCUUGCGGAGGCUGCCGGAUUCGACCCGCAGGCGUAUCAUACCAUUAAGGUCAACCACGCCAGCGACGUUUGGGUCAUGGGAAAGGCCCUGCCGGACAGCUACGAUGGGAUCGUCACGAACCAGAAAGGGGUGGUGGUAGCAGCUCCUGGAGCCGACUGCAUCCCUGUGAUUUUUGCAGAUCCUGUCAAGAAAGCCUGCGGUGCUGCUCAUUCAGGCUGGCAGGGCACGUUGUCGGGAGUGUCCAUGGCGACGGUUCGUGCCAUGGUGGCAGAAUACGGCUGUCACGUGGAAGAUAUACUCGUUGUCUUGGGGCCGUCAGUUGGACCUUGUUGCUUUACACUACCACAUGAACAGGCGAAAGAGUUUCAUAGGAUCGAUCCAAAAUGCGUCAGGCAUUUGGAAUCCUCGAAGCCCUCCGUCGACAUCAGAAGAGCCACACGAGUCCUUCUUGAAGCUGGAGGGAUUCUGCCUCAGAACGUUCAAGAUGAUUCCGUGACAGACCCAACCCAGAACCUCACGCUGUGCACCUCCUGCCACCCCGACCAGUUCUACUCUCACGUACGUGACGGCGAAAACUUUGGGACGCAGAUUGGCUUCAUAUCAAUUAAGGACUGACUGUGCUGC
Molecule: messenger RNA, 1338 nt
Organism: Euleptes europaea (tarantolino)
Lineage: Eukaryota; Metazoa; Chordata; Lepidosauria; Squamata; Sphaerodactylidae
Gene: LACC1
Product: laccase domain containing 1
Exons: 5
Coding region: 1-1329 (442 amino acids)
Molecular function (GO): copper ion binding
Source: RefSeq, a predicted model, not a curated record